Oncorhynchus kisutch (coho salmon) is the source of this 4861-nucleotide messenger RNA. RefSeq names its product amphoterin-induced protein 3. The record is from RefSeq and is a predicted model, not a curated record. The transcript has 2 exons. Gene Ontology annotation, biological process: brain development. Gene Ontology annotation, molecular function: protein binding. Bases 2119 to 3978 code for a protein of 619 amino acids. NCBI's taxonomy places the organism in Eukaryota, Metazoa, Chordata, Actinopteri, Salmoniformes, Salmonidae. Gene Ontology annotation, cellular component: membrane.
GAGAGAGAGUGAGCGGGUGAUAGGGAAGGAGGCGCCAUAUGAGACUGAGGGAGAGAGCAGUCAAACUUCACAGUGAAUGGGGUGGAAAGCGGUAGGGACAGACUCAAACGCAGGGAGGAUUAAAUGAGAGAGCGAGAGAUAGUGAAAGAGAGAGAGAGAGAGAGUGAAAGACGGCAAGAGAGACAGCGCAAGAGAGCUAGAGAGAGAGAGUCAGAUGCGUAGUGUAGCGGUGGGAUAGGACCAGAAGAAGCUCCACACACGACACAACGCAGAGCAGCCACACAGAGACGAAGUCACAACCCUCCAUCACACUCUUCUCACUGGCUACUACAGCAACCUGUCCUAUCAUAGAUGUUUCACUGGAUACUACAGCAUAUCAUCAUCCUAAACUGUAGCAUACUACAGACAACCUGAGCAGAGGAAAAUACUCAACUAGUUUUACAACUUUUCUUUUGGACACCGGUGUCUCAGAUGAAACCCUGACGAUGGACUCGAUUAUUAAUUAAGUUUAUUCCCACAGAGUGUGCGGCUUAUAUUUUCUAAAGACUCCUCCCUGUGUGAUCAGAGGAGAAGACGGGAGGACGGAAGAUUCUGGAGGUUUUGGUUGGAGGUUACCUGCCGGAUACUGGGCUCCCGAGGAGGAUGUUUCUAUAAAUAAUAUUGGGCUUCGUUUCGAUAAUUCAUCCGUCAGCUCAAGGAGAGAGAAGAUUGUUUUGUAUUGACCAAGAGAGAUGAGUGAAACCUGAACUGCCUGUCUGUGCAGCUGGCUAUAUGAAUGUGUUAAGUAGGCUGGACAGAAUGCUGACUUUUUUUUUUCCAAACCCAUCCCUCGUUCUCUCUGUGCCCGUACUAUCAGUCGCAGACAGCUGGGUUAGUGACUCGUCUGACUGGAUAAAAGGACAUUAGAUUAUAACGUAAAGAAAAAGGAGAGGAGACAGCAGUGGACUACGGCUUCCCCAGACAUGGUGGUGACAUCAAAACAGGUGUUACAUUUUUCAGAAAAGAAAAAAAAACUAAGAUGAACUGUAUCGGACAAUAAGUUGACUCUUUAAAGCUGAUUUCUUCAGCUCACAAGAGAACUACAACUGUCCAUUUCCGUGGUCCGUAAAGAUAAUAAAUGGACAAUAAAGUAGUCUUCUUCUAAACGGAGAAAUAACUACAACGGAAUUGCUUGUCUAUAAUUACCGAGGACCAUUAAGAGACUCCAGUAGGACUCUAGCAGACUUUCCACGUGUUUUUAUUAUAGCUCUGAAGAGAGAGGAAGUCGUCAGACCAGCGUACCGUUUAAACAGGGUGUCUGAUGAGUACUGCCACAGCAACAGUUCCAGGAGUGGAUUUAAUGAGACACUGACAUGAUAUUUAUGGACUUUGAGUAGGUGAGGAGUAUAAACUUAAUCCACUUUCAGCUAUCACUGAGCUGUGAUGCAGAAGUACAUGAACCCUAAUCCACUUUCAGCUAUCACUGACCUGUGAUGCAGAGGUACAUUAACCCUAAUCGACUUUCAGCUAUCACUGACCUGUGAUGCAGAGGUACAUUAACCCUAAUCGACUUUCAGCUAUCACUGAGCUGUGAUGCAGAAGUACAUUAACCCUAAUCCACUUUCAGCUAUCACUGAGCUGUGAUGCAGUGGUACAUUAACCCUAAUCCACUUUCAGCUAUCACUGAGCUGUGAUGCAGAUGUACAGUACAUCCCCAGAGCCAAAUAAUGAUCAUGGGCUUUUCGUCAGGGAUCAAACCCAACCAGGGCAGGGACUGAAUGACCUUUGGGGUUAUUGAACUAGUUGUUUUCUCCUCUCUGUUUUUCCGGCCAAGUGGAAAUGCAGGCCGUUCUGGCAGUUGUCAAUCUACGGCUGUAGCUGCUAUAUUCCCCAACCAAUCCAAGCUCCUGUUGAGACAGAAACAGUACAGCAACUCCCAACUCCACUCCAAUUUGGAAACAGAGAAGAAGACAGAGAGAGACAGAGAGAGAGAGAAAGCACUAACCAAACUCCUAUUGAGACAUAGAGAGACUUUACUCUCACCAAAACAGAGACCGUGCACUAAACCAAGCCCCACGGACGGACGUACAGAUUCCACGCCUGGUGACACUCUGGCCACUCUCCCGUCCCAUCGGCGCCAUGUUCUGGUCUCAGGGUGUAGCUGCCCCUCUGGUGCUGGUGUUGAACCCUCUCCUCCUAGUGUUGCUGCUGCAACAGCAGGUAACUGAGGCUGAGGUCUGGGCUGAGGAUGAGGUCUGGGCUGAGGCCGAGAUAGGGGCUGAUGCUGGGGUCGGAGCAGAGGCCGGGGUUGGGGUUGGGGUCUGGGUUGAUGCUGGAGUUGGGGCUGAGGCCAAGGUGGCUGUUACUGAGGCUGGGGUCAGGGCUAAGUCUAAGGUCAGGGCUGAGGCUGGGGUUGGGGCUGAGGCUGUGACUGAAGCUGGGGUCGGGACUGAGGUCGGGGCUGAUUCUGGGGUCGGUGCUUGGGUCAGGGCUAAGGCUGAGGUCAGGGCUGGGGUUGGGUCUGAGACUGUGACAGAGGUCGGGGUUGAGGCCGGACCUGGGGCUGAGGCCGGACCUGGGGCUGAGGCCAGUUUCGGAGCUUGUUUGGCUGGGGUCGGGACUAGUGAGGCCGAGGAUGGAGCUGAGGUCGGGGCUAGUGAGGCUGAGGUCAGCAGCUGUCCCAAGGGAUGCCUGUGUUGCUCCAACAUCCUCAGCUGCGCCGACCAGGGUCUGAAGGCGCUACCCUCUGAGCUGCAUGCGUACAUCACCACCCUAGACCUCAACCACAACCACCUGACUGAGUUGAAGGAGGGAAGCUUUGCCGCGCUGCCCCGUCUGGAGUCCCUCCGCCUGGCUCACAACCGGCUGAAAUGCCUCGAGGCCGGAACCUUCCGGAACAGCAGAUCGCUACGGCAACUGGACCUGUCGUCCAAUCAGCUAGACAAAGUGGAGGUGCACUACUUUCUGGAGCUGACAGGAUUGGAGGAGCUGCUGCUCUUCAACAACCGCAUCGUUCGGGUGGAGAGCAAGGCCCUUGCGGCGCUCGGCAACCUACGCAAGGCCUACGUCAGCCACAACCACCUCACGGACUUCCCAUUCUUCUCCAUCCAGGAGGACAGCCACCCCUUCCUGGCCACCAUGGACCUGUCCUCCAACAGCAUGUCCAAACUGCCCCUGGUGGACAUCGAGACCCUGCCGGCGGCCUUGCAGAGCGGACUCUUCCUCCACAACAACACCCUGAUCUGCGAGUGCGAAAUGUACAAUAUGUUCCGGCGCUGGGAACAGAAGGGAUUCACCUCCGUCAGGGAUUUUCGUGAGGAAUACACCUGCCUGGUGUACGGGGAACGCAAGGCCUCCGUUAAGUUUUUCCAGCACAGACGCUUCUUUGAACUGAACUUAAACUGCAGUUCGGCGGUGGCUGGAGCUGUCAAGGAGCCUGAGGGCAGCCUGCUGGUGUACGAAGGAGAUGGCGUGGUUCUGGACUGUCACACCACGCUCAGAGGACAGCACCUGACCUACCUGUGGGUGUCACCUCACCAUGGAGCCGGUGCUCCGCCGGAGAACAACGGCACUCUCCGCAUGCACGCCAACGGCAGCCUGGAGAUCGUAUCAGCGCAGGCUGAGGACUCCGGAGUGUACUGGUGCAAGGUCUUCGACGCAGUCAAGAAGAACGAGUCAUGGGAGGUCAACGUGACGGUGUUGAUGCGGCACGACGAGGCCGAGCCCUUCAACACGGGGUUUACGACCCUCAUAGGGUGCGUGACAACCCUCGUCCUGGUCCUCAUGUACCUCUACCUGACCCCCUGCCGCUGCUGGUGCUGCAAGCACCCCCUGCCGCCGGGUACCCCCAGCCCCGCCAACGACCAGUCCUCGAUCCUGACCUCCCCCCCACCCAGCACCACAGAGGGCCCAGGCCGCAAGAUGUGUGAAUCUACCUUUACUAUCACCGAUCAAACUCCUCGUCUGGGAGCAUGGAACAAUCUUCCAUCAGCACGGUAACAUCAGACGGCAGGGCAACCGACAGAGGCAGACUCCGGAUGAUGUCACAAAAACCACAACAACAACAACCAAUUUCCUGAAAAAAAGAGAGAAGACUAAAGUCUUUAGUCUAAAGUAGGACUGAAUAGUCUUCUAUAACCAGCUUCAACAAAGACCACUGUCUCCUGUAUAGGCACAGAGCGGUUUCUCCGUACACCACAAAUAAGAGCCAACUAACUACCUAUGCACAUCUCACUCAAUCACUGUGAAUUGUAAUGCUUUUAACGGAGCCACGAGGCCAAAUAUAUCAGUAUUGUUAGGCUAUAGCACGGUGAUGAAGAGGACAAUAUUAGCAAUCAUUUGAAACAUUAUUAUGUAGAUAGUGAAAGUAGUCUAGAGUAACACAAUAUAGAAUGACUGACCUAUAGUAGUGCAGAAUUAAUUGUAGAUUAUUUACUGAAAAUUAUUUGCAGAUAAUUUAGUGUAGAUUAUUUGCAGAUAAUUUAGUGCAGAUAAUUUAGUGUAGAUUAUUUGCAGAUAAUUUAGUGCAGAUAAUUUAGUGUAGAUUAUUUGCAGAUAAUUUAGUGCAGAUUAUUUGCAGAUAAUUUAGUGCAGAUAAUUUAGUGUAGAUUAUUUGCAGAUAAUUUAGUGCAGAUUAUUUAGUGUAGAUUAUUUGCAGAUAAUUUAGUGCAGAUAAUUUAGUGUAGAUUAUUUGCAGAUAAUUUAGUGCAGAUAAUUUAGUGUAGAUUAUUUGCAGAUUUUUUAGUGUAGAAUCUUUGUAGAUUCUGUAGAUAAUUGGGACAAGAUGGGGUUGGGUGAGCAGGGGAUGGGCAAUAAAUAAAUGGGAUGAAAUGGAGAAAUUGCUUGAAUAUAUAUCAGAUAAAUAAAAUAUAUUCAACAUCUA